Molecule: messenger RNA, 3143 nt
Organism: Phyllostomus hastatus (greater spear-nosed bat)
Lineage: Eukaryota; Metazoa; Chordata; Mammalia; Chiroptera; Phyllostomidae
Gene: CACTIN
Product: cactin, spliceosome C complex subunit
Exons: 10
Coding region: 23-2281 (752 amino acids)
Biological process (GO): mRNA cis splicing, via spliceosome; negative regulation of innate immune response
Cellular component (GO): spliceosomal complex; cytoplasm
Molecular function (GO): protein binding
Source: RefSeq, a predicted model, not a curated record
GCCGCUUCCACCGUCCCAGCCCAUGGGUCGAGACACACGCUCGCGCUCGCGGUCAGCGUGUCGCAGGGGUCGCAAGGGCCGGAGACAGCGGAGCCGGAGCGGGAGUCGGAGCCGAAAUCGGAGUGGGAGCCAUGGGCGGCGAAACAGGCGGCGCCGGGACGGCGAAGGGCGACGGAGGCGUCGAAGCCGGGAGCGAAGGUCAGAUUCAGAGGAAGACCACUGGCAGCGGCGAGGACGGCAGAGCCGGAGCCCACAGCCACCCCGAUGGCAUGCACAGGACCAGUCCUCUCAGUCCGACUCAGGCAACGAGCAGCAUUGGCAGCAGCGGGACCGCCGCCGUCGGACCCGCUCCUGGUUCCGGGGCUCCUCUUCCUCCAGCUCCGGGUCCCCACACCGCUCCCAGAGCCCUCGGGAGGUGGCCGAGGCCCUGAGCCAGCAACAGAGCCUACAGGAGCGGCUGCGGCUCCGCGAGGAACGGAAGCAGCAGGCGGAGCUGAUGAAAGCCUUUGAGACACCCGAGGAGAAGCGGGCCCGGCGGCUGGCCAAGAAGGAGGCCAAGGAGAGGAAGAAGCGGGAGAAGAUGGGCUGGGGCGAGGAGUACAUGGGCUACACCAACACCGACAACCCCUUCGGCGACAACAACCUCCUGGGUACUUUCAUCUGGAAUAAGGCCCUGGAGAAGAAGGGGAUCAGCCACCUGGAGGAGAAGGAGCUGAAGGAGCGGAACAAGAGGAUCCAGGAGGACAAUCGACUGGAGCUGCAGAAGGUGAAGCAGCUGAGGCUGGAGCGGGAGCGGGAGAAGGCCAUGCGUGAGCAGGAGCUGGAGAUGCUGCAGCGGGAGAAGGAGGCAGAACACUUCAAGACAUGGGAGGAGCAGGAGGACAACUUCCACCUCCAGCAGGCCAAACUUCGCUCCAAGAUUCGAAUCCGGGACGGACGGGCCAAGCCCAUUGACCUGCUGGCCAAGUAUAUCAGCGCCGAGGACGAUGACCUGGCUGUGGAGAUGCAUGAGCCUUACACCUUCCUCAAUGGCCUCACGGUGGCUGACAUGGAAGACCUGCUGGAGGACAUCCAGGUAUACAUGGAACUCGAGCAGGGCAAGAACGUGGACUUCUGGAGGGACAUGACCAUCAUCACGGAGGAUGAGAUCUCUAAGCUGCGCAAGCUGGAGGCCUCGGGCAAGGGUCCAGGCGAGCGGCGAGAGGGCGUCAACACCUCGGUCAGCUCUGAUGUGCAGUCAGUCUUCAAAGGGAAGACGUACAGCCAGUUGCAGGUCAUCUUCCAGGGCAUCGAGGGCAAGAUCCGGGCCGGGGGCCCCAACCUAGACAUGGGAUACUGGGAGAGCCUGCUGCAGCAGCUGCGGGCCCACAUGGCACGUGCCAGACUCCGAGAGCGGCACCAGGACGUGCUGCGGCAGAAGCUCUACAAGUUGAAGCAGGAGCAGGGUGUGGAGAGCGAGCCACUGUUCCCCAUCCUCAAGCAGGAGCCCCAGUCUCCCAGCCACAGCCUGGAGCCUGAGGUCGCAGCCCUGACUCCACCUGGGCCCUCCUUGGAGGGCGGCCCUGUGGAGGCUGAGGUGGAGGGUGAAGCGCCGGCAGAGGGCGAAGCAGAGGGGGAGGCUGUGCUCAUGGAGGAGGACCUGAUCCAGCAGAGCCUAGACGACUACGACGCCGGCAAGUACAGCCCCCGACUGCUCACAGCCCACGAGCUGCCGCUGGACGCACACGUGCUGGAGCCUGACGAGGACCUGCAGCGCUUGCAGCUGUCACGGCAGCAGCUCCAGGUCACAGGUGACGCGAGUGAGAGUGCGGAGGACAUCUUCUUCCGGCGGGCCAAGGAGGGCAUGGGCCAGGACGAGGCGCAGUUCAGCGUGGAGAUGCCCCUGACUGGCAAGGCCUACCUGUGGGCCGACAAGUACCGGCCACGCAAGCCACGCUUCUUCAACCGUGUGCACACGGGGUUCGAGUGGAACAAGUACAACCAGACGCACUAUGACUUCGACAACCCACCGCCCAAGAUCGUGCAGGGCUACAAGUUCAACAUCUUCUACCCUGACCUCAUAGACAAGCGCUCCACGCCCGAGUACUUCCUGGAGGCCUGCCCUGACAACAAAGACUUUGCCACCCUGCGCUUCCACGCUGGUCCGCCCUACGAGGACAUUGCCUUCAAGAUCGUCAACCGCGAGUGGGAGUAUUCACACCGCCAUGGCUUCCGCUGCCAGUUCGCCAAUGGCAUCUUCCAGCUCUGGUUCCACUUCAAGCGCUACCGUUACCGGCGGUGAUGGCCCUGCACCCGCAGACCACCUGACGGGCGUGGCAAGGCCGGCGGCCUUCCCCAGCUGGUGCACAGGCUGGGCCUCCCCCUCACCAGCCUCACUUUCUCUGCGAGAACAGCAAGCAACUCACAGUGUAGCUGCCUCUGUGAGCGGUGAGGGAGCCACUGGGACAGGCUGGCCCAGGUUCUGAGAUGCCCGGGGGGCUGCCGGCGGGACUCUCUGAGGGCAGGGAGCCCAGCAGGUAUCAGCCAACCUCACUGUCCACGUGGGCAUGCUAAGGCCCAAGGCCCACCCUAGACGAGCCCUGUAAUGCAGGCUCUUAGCUGGGGGCAGCAUGAGGCCCAGACAUGGAGUACCAAGCUUUUGAGGGGCAGGAAAUCCAAGGUCAGAGCACUGAUUGGCCCUUGGACACAGCCAGCUGCUACAGGGCCCACCUUCCUGGCCGCCUCCCAGCCAGCCUCCCUCAGAGCCCGGCCCAGUGGAACCCGACCCUGCUGCUGCGCCAUGUUCCCAAACCUCUUUUAAGGGACGUCCACUUGCCUCACCCUGGUGCAGGCUGCGGGGUCAGUCUCCUCCCAAGUGAGGGUGAAGGACAUGCCAUCCUCCACCAUCAUGUCUAGGAACCGAGGGUCCAUUAUGGAGACAUCUCCAGCCCCGAGUGGAAAGAGCCCACCCCACACCCCAGAGCGCCGCCUCCCGGCUCCUUGGACAGCCCCCCACCCCCACCAGCACCCGGUUUCGUCUGGGAAUGUUUCAGGUGGUUUCUCUGAAGAGACUUUUUUAGGUGGGGAGGGGAAAAUCUUAUUUUCAUUUAACUGAUCUACUCAUGAGAGUACGUUUUUAAAAUAAACACUUUAUUUUAGAAUAA